AUGCAACCUACUCGCAAUGAUCUUACGAAAAACCAAAGUCAAAGAAGACGAGCAGCAUUCAGUAUAUCUGCGCCCAAGCGGGAUGCAAAACCAGGACUCGAACCACUCAGGGAUGGUGACGACGUAAAUCUUGCAUCGGAAUCUGAGGAAUUUGGUGGAGCAAACGCCAAAGAUAUGGGUGCUCAAACCAAAGCUGGCGCACGGACACCGGAUAUGGGUGCUCAAACCAAAGCUGGCGCACGGACACCGGGUAAUCAGAAGUCAAGACCUUUUAGCAGGGAGUCCAUGCAGAAGACAACCUCAUCUGGUACCAAGGAAGGCAAUCAGGUUAGGGUUCCUGAUUGUCCCAGGAUAGCUGCCCACUGUCGGAUGCAUUCUUUGCUUCAUAAUCGUUCUACUUCUCAUGUUAGUGGCUACAUCGUCAUUGACAGUCGUAGUCAUUCUACAUUGGAGAGGUACGGUCAAAUGGUUCCCAACGCUGAACAAUAUUCUCUACGAAUGAAUCCGCCACCGUUCGAUGACGAGACGACGACAACGAAAAAUCCUCCGAAUUUGAAAGAUUUGUGUAAUUAA
Messenger RNA from Cooperia oncophora, 573 nucleotides. Lineage: Eukaryota; Metazoa; Nematoda; Chromadorea; Rhabditida; Trichostrongylidae. The record is from the annotation of a GenBank genome assembly.